AAUGCACAUCAAAACGACAGUUUUUUGUUUUCUUACAGCGAUUGGUGUCAUUGUCAUUUGACAUUUACAGUGACAUUUCGACAUUUUGUUAUAAAAUGUCAAAAUAGUUUUUUCGCGUUUUUUCACAAAAUAUCGUGGGAAAUAGAAAAAAAAACAUUGAAAAUGACGAAAGUGUGUCGAUUGUGUUUGAUUAAGCUGCAAAGGGGUUCGAAAUAUUUUAAUAUAAACGCGGUGGAGAGUUUCUCUGGUUUUAUGCCAUAUAGGGAUCAGUUAACGACAUGUAUACCGGAAAUGGCAUUGGAUUUAAUACCAAACCCAGUUAUAUGUAAUGUUUGUCGACAAGCUCUUCGGCUUGCAUACGACUUCAAAAAUAGGUGUCUUAAAGUCGAAGAAAAAAUACGUAAACAUGUUGAAAGUCAACCCAGCGGCAGCGAAUACGAUUUAUCAGAACUGGGAAAUUAUGAUCAUGGUCGAAGUCUUGUUUUAAUAAACUACCCAUCCGUAAAUAAUUUGAAUACCCAAAUACAAAAACCUGAAUAUAUAGACAUAAAGCAUCAUUAUGUAAAACAGAUAAUGGUAUGCAAGCAAGAACCUGAGUCGGGUACAACAGUUAAACUAGGUUUAAAAGAAGAGUCUGAUUUAUAUGAUCCAGAAAUUUUACCGGUAGAAAACAAUGAACUCGAAAUUGAGGCGAUUUACAAAUGCCCAAUUCGUAAAUGUGGCUUGGAAUUCGAGGACUUGGAACAACUGCAAAACCACAAGGAAUACCACUUGCCUAGUUUUGCCAAAGGCGGAAAAAAAGGCAAAAAAUUCGCAUGUACCAUCAAAAAUUGUCCGGAAAGUUUCGAAUCGGUAGCUCUGUUGUCCUGUCACAAAAUCGAGUGCCAUGCUAACGUUAUGGACGUUUAUUUGUGUAACUUCUGUAAUAUGCACUUUAGAAGCCUACAAUUGCUCAGAAGGCACAAUUCACAAUGCCAGAAAGAUUCUAAACCUGACGCUAUAACAACAAUAUUAACAAAGAGGCCUCAUUUACCGACAAAGGCUAAAAAUCACCUUAAAAAAUGGCUUUUUAAACAUACAGAUCAUCCAUACCCAACUGAUCAAGAAAAACAACAGCUGAUGAUCGAAACUAACCUCACUUUAUUGCAAGUAGAAAACUGGUUUAUAAAUGCCAGGAGGAGGAUUUUACAGGACUUAACACGUCUAAAGGCGAGACGUUUGUCAUCGGCUUCUCUGAUGCGAGGUUUGGAAGAGUUCGACGUCUCCAUAGACAUAAAAAAUGAGGCGGAACAAGAUAUACACCAAGAUGUACACCAAAAUAUUCGCGCAGGUUUGUCAUCGGCUUCUCUGAUGCGAGGUUUGGAAGAGUUCGACGUCUCCAUAGACAUAAAAAAUGAGGCGCAACAAGAUAUACACCAAGAUAUACACCAAAAUAUUCGCGCAGGUUUGUCAUCGGCUUCUCUGAUGCAAGGUUUGGAAGAGUUAAACGUCUCCAUAGACAUAAAAAAUGAGGCGCAACAAGAUAUACACCAAGAUAUACACCAAGAUAUACACCAAGAUAUUCGCGCAGGUUUGUCAUCGGCUUCUCUGAUGCAAGGUUUGGGAGAGUUAAACGUCUCCAUAGACAUAAAAAAUGAGGCGCAACAAGAUAUACACCAAGAUAUACACCAAGAUAUACACCAAAAUAUACACGAAGAUAUACACCAAGAUAUACAAAUGGAAAUUAUUGAACCUAUGACAGUAACUGUCAAACAGGAGACACACAAUUUUUAAGGUUAUGUUAAGUUAUUUGUGAGUUUGGAGAUGUGACCCUCGAGGUGUACCAGAACUAUGCAAACACUGAAGGAUCGGUAAGGUUUUUAGGUUAUGUCAAUAAAAAUUAUCAGAAUUAUAAUAAUUGUUCUGAGAUGCAUAUUAUGGUUGUCUAAUAUUUUUUACGUUGAUUUUACAAUGUUUUUUGACUUGAAAUGUUGUACUAUUUGUUAUCACCCUGUAUGUUUUACAAUUUUUUAAUCGAUGUGGCUCCCGUCCCGAGGCGGGACUUAACUUCGAUCCCGACAGACGUCACACAAUGUAAAUCCGUUUUUAU
This is a messenger RNA of Brassicogethes aeneus, 2089 nucleotides long. NCBI's taxonomy places the organism in Eukaryota, Metazoa, Arthropoda, Insecta, Coleoptera, Nitidulidae. The record is from the annotation of a GenBank genome assembly.